GUUUGAUUCUUUUGGGCCUGGAUUUGCUUGAAUUGGACAGGUUCCUGAACUGGGUGCUUUUGUUUUUUGCCUGUUGGUUUUGGAACUCAUUGAAUAACUUUGAAUUAGAUUAACAUGGAGGACAAGUUCAGAAUCAAGAAAGAUGUUACCGAGUUGAUUGGAAAUACGCCAAUGGUGUAUCUGAACAAUGUUGCGGAUGGUUGUGUAGCCCGGAUCUCCGCCAAACUAGAGACGAUGGAACCUUGCUCUAGUGUCAAAGACAGGAUAGCGUACAGUAUGAUUCAAGAUGCAGAGGAGAAGGGUCUUAUCACGCCAGGGAAGACUGUCCUUGUGGAGCCUACUAGUGGCAACACCGGAAUCGGGAUGGCAUCCGUUGCAGCAGUCAAGGGUUACAGGGUUAAACUCACCAUGCCAUCUUCUUACAGCAUCGAGAGAAGAAUUGUGCUCCUUGCUUUUGGAGCUGAGGUUUACUUGACGGACCCUGCCAAGGGCUUUAAGGGGGUUUAUGAUAAGGCCUUGGAGCUGUUAAACGACACACCUAACAGUUAUAUGCUUCAGCAGUUUGACAAUCCUGCCAAUCCACAGAUUGUGUUAUUGUUGUUUUUGCAGAUACAUUAUGACACGACUGGCCCAGAAAUUUGGAGAGAUUCUGAAGGAAAAGUUGAUGCCCUGGUUGCAGGAAUAGGGACUGGGGGUACAAUAUCUGGUGUAGGGAAGUUCCUUAAGGAGCAGAACCCAGAUAUCAAGGUGUAUGGUGUAGAGCCAGUUGAAAGUGCAGUAUUGAAUGGUGGACCGCCUGGGAAGCAUCUGAUCCAAGGAAUUGGGGCUGGUUUUAUACCAAAUGUUCUGGAUGUUAGCCUGCUUGACGAAGUUAUUGCAGUAUCAGGUGAGGAAUCUAUUGAAACUGCUAAGCAGAUUGCUUUAAAAGAAGGUUUGCUGGUUGGCAUUUCUUCUGGCGCUGCGACUGCUGCCGCCAUAAAGUUGGCAAAGAGGCCCGAAAAUGCUGGAAAGCUCAUCGUUGUGGUGUUUCCAAGUUUCGGAGAACGUUACCUGUCUACUCAACUCUUCGAUUCCCUUCGACACGAGGCAGAAAACAUGACUUUUAAAUGAACUGAAGUGCAGCCAACUUCUGGUGAUUGCCGUUGCUCUUUGAGCAGCUGAGGCUGCUGAGUUAUGUUGACUGACGGUUCUUGGUUAAGAGCUUCGGUCUAGCUAGUUUCUAUGGCAUUAAGAAGACUGAAGCUGCACGUUGGACUAAAAGUUAUAUGUGUUGAAGCAAACAAAUUCUUCAUUGACUAAUUUCUUUUGGUAUAUAUAAAAUUCAGAAUGAAUAUGAUGGAAGCCAAAUUCUGAAUUGAGAAUA
Molecule: messenger RNA, 1363 nt
Organism: Morus notabilis
Lineage: Eukaryota; Viridiplantae; Streptophyta; Magnoliopsida; Rosales; Moraceae
Product: cysteine synthase
Exons: 12
Coding region: 115-1110 (331 amino acids)
Cellular component (GO): cytoplasm
Molecular function (GO): cysteine synthase activity
Source: RefSeq, a predicted model, not a curated record